AUGUCGGCCGAAGAGAAGAUAACAAUAAGUGAAGACCUACUCACUAGGCUAAAAAAUUACAUGAAUGAUCCCGUCUACAAGGAAACGGUGGAAAACUCAUCGUCAUAUAAUGAACGUCUUGUCAAGGAGCGUAAGACACGUUUGCCAUUUCUCGACGCUCAAACGGGAGUUGCUCAAAGCGACUGCUACAUAUGGUCAAACAAACUGGACCGCAUGCCCGGCUACUAUUCAGCACAGCUAUAUUCAUAUCCCGCACGAAGGUGGCGGAAAAAGCGGCGACAAUACCUACUGAAUCAUCAGAACAACUACAACAGCGCCAAAGAGGCUGAACACAGUGCCCAGAGUGGCGAAAAUGUGAACGCGCUUUCCAGUGAAUCAAACAGCAACGUCAGCAGUGGUGCAGGCUCCUCGUCCACCUUUGGCCUUUCCAAUUCGGGCGCCAGUGUUUCGACGAAUGGCCAGAAUGGAAUCGGUGGCAGUGGUGCUGGUGGAGGAGGAGGAUUAGGCGGCAGCAGCAAUGGCCCCGGCGGCUCCGGCCUCAAUGACACCUUUGAGGACUCAAAGGACUCCUGGCUGCGUGACUACGAUGACGGCAGCGACAUGCCGGACGCCGGUGAACUGGACGACCCCGAGUCGGACUUUGACGACUACGAGGAGUACUCCUCGAGGAAGAAGAAGUCCAGGCGCAAGGAGUCAGUGAAGAGAAAGCGCGAAUACACCGACGCUGAGAAGCCGUUUCAAUGCGACGUGUGCGGCGCCCGGUACAAGACGCGGCCUGGCCUCUCGUACCACUACUCGCACAGUCACCAGGACAGUGGCGGCAGUGCUGCUGGUGCCGGUGGUGGUGGUGGCAGUAGUGCUGGUGCUGCUGGUGGAGGUGGAGGAGGCAGUGGCAACGGCAACCACUCGGCGAACGGCAUCAGAGGAGGCGAUGAGGACGAGUCGGCGUACAACAGCAACGCGUCCUCUGCCUCUACGCCCACCCACAGCUCCAACAGCGCCAGCAUUCACAAGGGCGCACACAACAGCAUCAACCAGCACCCCAACCUGAGCAGUGCCCUCGGACUGUCUGGUAGUGGUGGUGGCCCUGGUCAGGGACCGGGCGGCAGCCACCCGUCGUCCAUGAACAACAACAAUGUCCCUAACUCUAUGCAUCCGCUCGCAAAUCACACCCAUCCAAGUCAUCCCAGUACCAUGAGUUUACCUCCACCGCCGCAACUGCCACUGCCGCCCAACAGUGGUGGUCACCCUAAUGCAAACAUCGGCAACAAUGGUCCUGGUGGGAGUAGCAGCAUCUCCCACAACUCCAGCAACUCUACCACCAACAAUCCACGAAACAGAGGGGCCGCCUCGCCGCAGACGUACUGUGAUUUUUGCCUGGGCGACUCUACGGAGAACAAGAAGACGAACACCGCCGAAGAGCUGGUCUCCUGUUCGGACUGCGGCCGCUCGGCGCAUCCCACCUGUCUGCAGUUCACUGCCAACAUGAUCCUCUCGGUGAAGAAGUACCGGUGGCAGUGCAUCGAGUGCAAGUCCUGCGGCCUCUGUGGCACCUCGGACAAUGAUGAUCAACUGCUCUUCUGCGACGAUUGUGAUCGAGGCUACCACAUGUACUGCCUGAAGCCGCCACUGCAUGAGCCCCCGGAAGGCUCCUGGAGCUGUCACCUGUGCAUCAUUGAGUACCACACGCCGAAGAACAGUAACAGUAGUGGUGGUGGUGGCGUCAGUGCCAGCAGUGCUGAUGCGCCAAAAUAG
Rhagoletis zephyria (snowberry fruit fly) is the source of this 1755-nucleotide messenger RNA. Lineage: Eukaryota; Metazoa; Arthropoda; Insecta; Diptera; Tephritidae. The record is from RefSeq and is a predicted model, not a curated record.